Messenger RNA from Teleopsis dalmanni, 1362 nucleotides. RefSeq names its product UPF0565 protein C2orf69 homolog. The transcript has 2 exons. Lineage: Eukaryota; Metazoa; Arthropoda; Insecta; Diptera; Diopsidae. Gene Ontology annotation, cellular component: mitochondrion. The record is from RefSeq and is a predicted model, not a curated record. The coding region runs from base 46 to 501 and encodes 151 amino acids.
UAUGAGUUUCAUUAUCUUAAAACAUUAACACCCGAUGACAGUACCAUGAUACGUUUGUUAUCACGCAUUAAAGACAUGUAUUGGCUGGAUGGAGGUCAUGGAGGACAAAAGAAUACAUGGAUUACUUCGCGUAGUUUAUUGGAAACUUUAACAAGAAUGGGUAUGAAUAUACAUGUGCAUUUAACGCCGUACCAAGUACAGGACGAUAGGCGACCUUGGAUAAGAAAAGAAGAGAAAAUAUUUACUGAUAUGCUACGAAGGCUUGGAGCACCCAUUACAAGACAUUUACACUAUGAUAGUCAAACUGCAAAUUUGAUGACACAUUUUGAAGUGCUACAAGCAUUUUGUCAACAUAUACACCAUCAGCAACAGCAGCAACAGUCUCAAACUACAUCACAAACUGCGCAAACAAAUAAUACACAGAAUAAUGAUCAACUUACACUACCACAAGUAAAUAAUGCAAUUAAGGUGACAGCUGAAAAUACAGCUGAGGAGAAGUGACAUUAUCGUCGACGUAAUUAUCAUUAUUUGCGCAAAACAACAAUUAAUAAACAAAGACAACACAUGCUUACUGGUGUUGCAACUUCAUCAUUUGUAAAUAUACAUAACUAUAGACAACAUCAACUUCAUAAUCAGCAUCAUCACAAUCAUCAGCGCCAACGUCAUUUGCACCAGCAUCACCAUCAACACAAAUCUAAGUCCAAACGUAAGCUACAAAAGCUAUAUUAUUCGUUUAAGCUUUAGGUUAAAACUGUGCUGUUUUUUGCCCUUAAAAAGAAGAGUAGUUUUUUAAAUGAAUAUCAUGAAUAUAAACUUCAUGAUUAUCAUGAAUAUAAACUUCAUGAUUAUCAUGAACAUAAUUCUAGAAGCAAUAAGUUCUUCACACCUUUUAUCACCAGUUUUAAUAAAUCUCACUUUUCAACACACAGCAAAAAUAACAUCCGUCAUAAUAAUACUAAAAUGGUUUAAAAGUAUUAAGCAGAUUUUUAGAAAGUUAAUUUGUUUUAAAUGAAUUUUAAGUAAGCUUUCGUUAGACGCUGAAUUAUAGUGCAUAAAAUUUAUGGAUCAGAGGUUCAUUAUGAUAAUGCAUCUGAACACUGAGCUCUCAUCCUAAUAAUUAAUAAAUCAAUAACAUGUUAUCUAAUACAUAGCUUAAACUCGGAUAGCCAUUACUUAUGUACGUUUUAAAUAGUAAUCAAAAUCACGCACAAAAUAGUUUUAAAUUAUAGUUUUCUGUUGAAUCAUAUUGAAGGAACGCAGUUUAUAUUAUUAUUUUAUUAAUAUUAUAUGUUCAAUUUGCUUUCCGAAAAUUUCCAGUUUCAAAUUAAUCCUUCACUCAAUUGACUUAUAAGCAAGGUUCUU